GCAGAGAGCUGUACGCUGCAAACAUCAUUAGCAGGGGAGACGCUUUCCACCGUCAGCGCCGGAGCAGAGCAGGGGAGCCCUGGCAACAAGGAGCGACACAAACUCAGCAGCCCGUUACACCCUACAGUAAUGGUGACAUCACAUGCAGACAGACAGACGUUGACGGGCAGCACAGGCAUCCAAUACGUUUCCCUCGCAUUGGCGGAGAGAUCCAGACUUUACACCAGGAAGUUGUCAGCUCUCUACUGAGCACCACGCUCCACCUAGUCCGCCCCAGUAGCUCUGCCUCCUCUGCUCAGGGAGUGCUGAGUCCCUGAGUCAACACUCUGCAUUCUGGGAUAAUCUGGAACCCUCUCCAUGGGCUGUACCACCUGGUGAAGAACCAAGGGGGUCUGGAGGAGUUGUGUUGAAUGAGGAUUGUGCGGGCUUGCUUUUGCAAGGAAAUGAUUCCACAUGAAGUGCGACGCACUCGGCCCCCCGUCGUCCUCGGCGGCAGCAGCAGGUGUGACGUCGUGACUCUCUCUCCUGCCACACUGAGCUCACCUUUCAGUCGCUAAAGACCUCUGGACCAAACGGACCGCCCUACCCCUCUCCUCUAAUCUCCCCUCUAUAUCUUUUUUUCGAUUUCCGUUGUCACCGAGGAAAAAACCUGGUAAUCAACCGCCUUGGUUGAACUGGAUGAAGAGGAAAAGAGAGAAAAGUUUGGGAACGUAAUUAAUAGCUAAUUAAAGCAAGACGAGUGACACAUCAUCAAAAGGGAGACAGGAAAGUGAAAUAAAAAGCCAGAGAUAUAAAAAGGAAACUAAAAAAGGAAAGAAAAAUCUAUAGAAGGCCACAAAUUACGGAACGGUAACACAAGUACAGUUGAGGGACGUGACGCGGAGUCAGCAUGAAGUCCAACCAGGAACGCAGCAAUGAAUGUCUGCCCCCAAAGAAGAGGGAGAUCCCCUCCAGCACAUUACCAUCUGACAUUCGCUCACCCAUCAUCCCACCUUCCAGUGACAGCCAGCGCACAGAGAACAUGGCCUGGCUUGCCAGUGUGGCUGGUGGAAAUGAGAGUGACUUGGGUGGACGCCGGAGCUCCAGUCAGUCUGACAGCCUCCAGUAUAAAUCGCUCUUUUCCACAUCAGACUCUUCAUCCUCCUCUUCCUCAUUGAGGCUAGUCUCAUCUCUUCCUACCGUGUAUACGUCCCCCCUGUCACAGUCCACAGUUGGAGGAACUGUCCAUUAUGCCCAACUGCCUCCCAACCUGCAGUUCAUAGCCCCAUACGCAGGCUACAUCUCCCCUCAACUGCUUCCACCUCCUCCUCCACCUCCCCCCUUCUCCUCCUCGUCCUCCUCUUUGGCCGCACAGCGACAGUCGCACACAGAGACAGUCUCUGCUCCGUCACACGCCUCCAAAAACGACCAGCAGAGAGCAUCCACUGGGCGUACCUCCAUGCCUCCGCCUUCUACAGACCCCGCCCCUCACCACGUUCAAAUGUCAACCUCAACACGGACUGUGCCGUCGCUUCAUUACCAAGGAGGCAUUCACCUUCCUCCCCAGUCUCUACACCCCCACCAUACUUUGGGACAUGGGAUGUCCCAGCUUGUUGUUCAGUAUACGGACGCACCCACUAGGAAAGAGGAAGUUGGCUCCAGACCCAGAGAGCUCCACAAUGGAGAGCUGGAAAGGGAUCGGCGGUUUGGAGCAUCCCCUGAGUCUAACCUCUCUAAGCCAGGGAGCAAAUCACGUGAUGCCACUUCGUCUUUGUCCUCCUACGAGGGCCGCCAGCUGGUUCUGCACUCAGACUUCUCUACUCACGAUCCCUCAGGGCUGAGAACCUCUUUCAUGCUAAUGCCCAACAGCCAUCAUGACCACCAGCUGGUACCACCCAGAGCUAGCCCUGACAAUCAGACAAGCUCUGCACACCUUGAGAAAGGUGGCAUCAUCCUGGGCAAGCCUGUCAAUCGCGCACCCUCGUCCUCCAACAUCACCUCCUCUUUCACAUUUUCUCCCCCAUUAAGUGUCGACAGCCUGAAAGCCGCUGUCAGCACACUGUCACCCCAGACCGUUAUCCAGACCACCCACAGCGCUACAGAGGCACUGUCGAUGGGGCUCCCCUCCGCCAGUAUCUACCAUCAGCCACCUAUCAUUGGUUACAUUGCAGGGGGUGGUGGGAGCCAGCAUACGCCAAUUAGCUACCACACCAGCCUACAACAACACUUACUCAUUCCUGGCACCCAACCGGUAAUUAUCCCUGUUAGUGGAGGGGGAGUCACCACAUUGGAACCUGUAACUUCCCACAUAACAUCAUCUGCCCAAGCCACACCGUUUCCUACCACACUCCCACACACAUACAUUGCUGCCACUGCUCCCAAAGGAGAAACUCGAGAAGCCCCCAGCAGCUCAUAUCACCAGGCCGCUUCAGGGGCAGUUGUCCAAGCCCAGCUUCAUCUCCCUAUUGUUUCCGCUCCUCCAGGGCUGGUCGCUCCUUCUGCUCCUCCCUCCUUAUCCAGUACAGUGGCGCCCCCCUCGCUCCCCCCAUAUUUCAUCAAGGGCUCCAUCAUCCAGCUGGCAGAUGGGGAGCUGAAACGCGUGGAGGACCUGAAGACUGAGGACUUCAUUCAGAGCGCUGAGAUCAGCACCGAGCUGAAGAUUGACUCGUCCACAGUGGAGCGCAUUGAAGGGAGCCACACCUCACCCAACUUUGCUGUGGUUCAGUUCUCUGUUGGUGAGCACCGUGCUCAGGUGAGUGUGGAAGUCUUGGCGGAGUACCCCUUCUUCGUCUUCGGCCAAGGCUGGUCUUCAUGCUGCCCAGACCGGACCACCCAGCUUCUGGAGCUGCCUUGCACCAAGCUCUCUGUGGGCGAUGUGUGUAUUUCACUCACCCUCAAGAAUCUGAGGAACGGAUCUCUAAAGAAGACUCUGGAGUUGGCCACCCCUGCCUCCGUCCCAGCGUCCAGCUACGGGCACCUCAAACCCCCCAGAGCUGCUCCAGACGCUCCCCAAAGCUGCAGUGGAGGAGGCUCCAGGCACAGUGAGCGGGAGAAUGGCAUCAGCCAUCGAGGGAGGGGUGGAAGUGGGAAUAGAAGUGGAGGAGGCACCAAUGUGGAAAACGGGGAUCUCGUGUUUGGGGUAAGAGGGUCCGUUUCUAAAGGUCAGGUUGCCAGCAGCGCCGAAGCUGGAGUCACUAAGCCAUCAGGACGAAGGAAGCGGAGAUGGUCCGCCCCUGAAGGACGAAAAGUAGAAAGAUUUGAGGAGGAGCCGCCCUUGACCCUGCCCAAACCUUCCUUCAUCUCUCGUGAGAUGAAAGUCAGCAUCGAGGGAAGGUCAAGUAUUGGCAAGUGAAGGCUAGCAGGAAUGUUCAAUAUCCAUUGGGAUUGGGAAAAAAAACAAAAACAAAGUUACAGGAUUCUACAAAAAAAAACAUUAAUGUUUCAUUUGUCUUGCUUUUAAAGUUUUGUUUUCCGUUUUUAUUUUUCUAUCUUAAAUACUGUAAUGUAGAGGUAAUUUUACCCUACAUGGUAUCACCGUACAUUAAGUCCAUCUAGUCACAAACACAUUUUUUUUUAUAGAUGGAUUUGAUAUCACACAAGCAGUCAGUGCCGUUGUGGUGGUUUUCAUGAGAGGAGUUAUGGUGAGGGAUUUGCUUAUCGAUGGUUGCGUGGCACACAGGAGCAAUGCUUGAUGGCUCUUCGUGGCUGGCUACAAAUUACACAUUACACAUUAUGUAACUUUCAAAUUAAAUUAGCUGACAGUUUGCCUCUUGAUAGGGAUUUCAUUGCCUUUGCACUGCCACUGAGGCAGCCUAGACAAAAAAAACUCUUUUCCAGCACCUCUGUGGUUUUACACUGGGCAACAGGAGUCAUAAAAUGUCAACUGAUCCUGAGCGUGAUGAAUCUGUGGAUAAACCAUGACAUUUUUCCUUUUCUGAACCACAGUGGUAGGUGGAAAAACACCAUUCUCAAUGUCUUGAGUAUAAACACACAUGUGUUAUUAUAAGUGUGAUUGGGGUGUGCCAGACCUGAUCGGUGAUGUCAUCCGGUGUUGCCAGUGUGCCACGCAAAAGAAAGGGAAGAACACUUACUCUGUUCAGUUGGAUUAUGGUGGAUUCUUUACUUUCAUCUUGAUCAUUUUAAUUUUAAUUUUUUUUUUUAUAAACCCCCAUCUUCUAUCUCACCAGAUAGUUGUUGUCAAUGAUUGUCAAAAAACCUUAAUCAGGGGUAAUUUAGUCCUAGAUUGAACCUAGGUGGGUCAAUGUUAAUGUAUACAUGUGAGAUACCCUAUCCUAACACAUAUUCAAGUGCAAACACACUGGGUUGGCGAAUUUAGACUGCAUACAAUCCUCAUUGUGUUUUGAUGAAUUACUUUAUAUUUUUUUAAUGGAGAAAGGCUGUGUGAGAGGAACCGAGAGAAUCUGCAUGUCAGUUCUGAGAGGGUCAGGAUGUUUCAAAGCACGUAACACACCUGUCACACUCACCAUACAGCCGAGAAACGUUUGUUGUCUCUUUAUUUACGCAGUACUGUAUGUUUUUUUUUUUAUUAGUUUUUUUUAUCUAGACAAGGGUAGAAAGUAGCAACAGCACUUUUGGAAAGGUGAAGCUUUUGGAAAAGUGAAGUGGUGGUUGUGGAAAUGUGGCAGCGGACGUGCCAUGGAAUCACAAAGAAAGGGAUGAUUGUGACAGGUAUUAGAGCAAAAACAUCCAGUUAGUAGAUGGUUAGAGAAACAUUUAUGGUGACAAAAGGAUUUAGAAAUGGGAUGGUUUUCAGCAUGUGUGCUUGUGUAGCCAGCAAGCCAUGCUAAAAGUUAAAAGAAAGUGUUGGAAUGUGUUUUGAAAAGUUUGGGAUCCGGCAUAAAGAUUAACAAGAAAAAGGCUUUGAAAUAUCACAAUGACGUUGUGUACUAGACUGAGAGCAUCGAUUAGAAGCUUGCGCCACAGAAUUUUCAAGGGUGUCAUUUAUUUGUAAUUUGUGUGCUAGAGGGUGCAUGAUGCUGGUCUGUGUCUGUCCAUACACACACACACACACAUGCUUACACAAACACAAAACAGUUCAGACCAUCCCUGAAACUCAGUGACCCAUAAUAUGUUCUGUAUUUAGAUGAACGCGGACACUUUGUGGUGCAUGUUGUUCCUACCGCAAAGACACUAGUUGACUUACAUUGGGUUGAAGCACCCUGCUAACAGUACAGUUGUAAAGAGUGCUCAGUGGUGUGUUUGUGUACGUGUGUGAGUUUGUGUAUGAGGGUAUGUAUACUGUGUAUAGCAAAAGGAUUUAUUCACUUGAUAUAUAGACAAGGCUAAAUGUCUGGGGUUUCUACUUGGAGUCGUACUUAAUAGAAUCUUGCAAUUUGCACAUCAGGAGGAGGGAGAAGGUUGUAGACAUGAUUUUGAACCGCCCUGUCCUUAAACAAGCCCUAGACCACGUGACACACUGGAGGAGACCAGGGUUUUUGUUCCUCAACAGGCACUUGUCACAUUGUAGAGGAAAAGUUUUAACAACAAACAGUUAAGGUCAAAUUAAAUUUUGAGUUUUUACAAACAUAACCGUAGCUGUGAGACAGAAUUCUAUCAUGUGCAUGCCUACUGAAUUUACUGACUUUAGUUAAAGAUACGCCAUUUGUAGUGUUGAAACCAAGGUGUAGGGACAAGGGUUCAGUUUUAAACACGGCCCGUGCUUUCAGCCAGCUGAAACUUUAUUUAGCUAAGAUGCAGCAGUUAUCUCAACAGAUGUGCCUGCUUGGAUGACCCAAGAUUUAGAGCUUUGGGAGCAACUGGUCUGUGUUUUUUUUUCUACUCUAACAUAAGUGUAAUUGUAAUUGUUUUUUUAAAUCUAUCACUGACGGUAGAUGCAUGUGGUCUGGGAUCUCAUAUGUUCAGAUCGUAUGGUGCCAUUCAUCAUGCAAAUGUUUCUCUCAUUACAGCAUGUAACAAUGAAGUAUGAUCAUGCACACUAGUUAGAUGCAUAGCAUGCAUAUGCACAGCAUGUGCAGUGUUAAGGAGGGAGAGAAGAUGUGGGUUCCUGCAGGCAUAUCUGUUGAGCUGUCUACUGUGUCUCUUUAUUUAGGUGGUGUUAUACCUCAGAGAUAGUUUUUAGUUGACAUUGUCGCUAAAAAAGUGGGUCAUCAAUAUUUUCUGUUUCAACUGUGUGGGGCAAAACUGUUUUAGGUCUCAGGAGUUUACCAUGGUGAUGGCAGGAAGGAUGUGUGCUCAGAUGGAUGACGAAUGGUUGAUUAAAUGGGCAGAUGGAUGGCGAAUGAAUGAUUAGACCGCAUAUGAGAUUUAAAAAUGCUUUAUUUUUUUAUAAUAAAACAGGGUUUCUCAGAUCACCACCACAGUAGUACAUUUUCCUUUCUUAAUUUUCCUAUUGAAACAUCAUAAUCAUGACUGAUAGAAAUAAUAGUGUGUGCAUGUGUGUGUUUUGCAAUCUGUGUGUGGCUGUAUGUUUGUCAUACACACAUACAUUUUUAUGUUUUGUUCCAACUCCCUUCCCAACAAAU
Molecule: messenger RNA, 6482 nt
Organism: Etheostoma cragini (Arkansas darter)
Lineage: Eukaryota; Metazoa; Chordata; Actinopteri; Perciformes; Percidae
Gene: atxn1a
Product: ataxin 1a
Exons: 5
Coding region: 890-3331 (813 amino acids)
Biological process (GO): nervous system development; negative regulation of transcription by RNA polymerase II
Cellular component (GO): nucleus
Molecular function (GO): RNA binding; protein binding
Source: RefSeq, a predicted model, not a curated record